Messenger RNA from Micropterus salmoides (largemouth bass), 1176 nucleotides. RefSeq names its product protein kinase C-binding protein NELL2-like. Lineage: Eukaryota; Metazoa; Chordata; Actinopteri; Centrarchiformes; Centrarchidae. Gene Ontology annotation, molecular function: protein binding. The record is from RefSeq and is a predicted model, not a curated record. The transcript is spliced from 10 exons. The annotation marks the transcript as partial.
AUUCUAGGGUCCUCCAGGGAAGUGAUGGCCACUGUUGAGGUCUCAGAGAAAAUGGUCCAGAAGCUGAGAGGCAAGAAUGAGUUUACGGUGCUGGUGACCCUCAAACAAGAUCACCUCAACUCUGGGGUCAUCCUCUCCAUUCAUCAUUCUGAUCACAGGUUCCUGGAGCUGGAGAGUAGUGGACAGCGCAGUGAGGUGCGUCUUCACUAUCGUACCAAAGGCCAACAGGCUCACACGGAGGUGUUCCCCUACAGCCUGGCUGAUGACCAGUGGCACAAAGUCUCUGUGGCUGUCAGUGCCUCUCAUGUCAUACUUCAUGUCGACUGCAACAGGAUCUAUGAGCGGGUGGUGGAAGCCCCCUACAUGGACAUACCUGAGGAUGCCUCCUUCUGGCUUGGACAGAGAAACGCCGCUCAUGGCUUCUUCAAGGGAGUGAUGCAGGACGUGGAGAUCCUGGUGAUGCCACAGGGUUACAUCUCACAGUGUCCAGAUCUGAACAGAACAUGCCCAACCUGUAAUGAUUUCCACGGACUUGUGCAGAAAAUCAUGGAACUGCAGGAUAUCCUUGCUAAAACAUCCAGCAAGCUGUCCAGGGCAGAGGAGAAGAUGAAUGGGCUGGAUGGCUGCUAUUGUGAGAGAACCUGCAGCGUCAAGGGGGUCGUCUACAGGGAGGAGGAGGGCUGGACAGAUGGCUGCAGAAACUGCACAUGCUCGAAUGGCACGGUGCAAUGUGAGGCCAUCUCCUGCCCUCCCCCUCAGUGCCCAGCGGGCACCGCGCCUGCCUACGUAAAGGGUGCUUGCUGCAAGGAGUGCCAGCCAAUCUGCCUGUUUGGUGGAAGAGAGCUAGUGGAAGGGAAUCAGAAGGCUGUGCGCGACUCCUCUGGCAGGUGUCUGCUGUUUGAAUGCAGGGACAGGACCAUGCAUCGAGUAGUCCCCAGUGAGCCUUGUCCCGAACUCAACUGUGCAGAGUCGGAGCAGAUCACCUUGAGUGACAGAUGCUGCAAAGUCUGCAGAGGUCAUGACUUCUGCUUAGAGGGCCACAGCUGUGUGGAGCACUCCGACUGUGUGAACCUGGAGGCAGGAGACUGCUGUGUUUGUAAGGAUGGCUUCCGUCCACUGCGAGAUGAUAAUGCAUACUGUGAAGGUAUGGUGUGGCUCUGAGUAGCUUAUCCUAAC